GGGACCACUGCAUCCCACCUCAGCCUCAGCACCAGCAUCCUCGCUCUCUCUCUCUCUCUCUCUCUCUCUCUCUCUCUUUUUCCCUCUCUCCCCCUCUCUCUCUCGGUGGGGCUGUUCUUCAGCCGGGCAACCAACCAUUUCACUGUGGACAUUACUCCCUCUAACAGAUAUGGGAGACAUGGGAGAUCCACCAAAAAAAAAACGUCUGAUUUCCCUAUGUGUCGGUUGCGGCAAUCAAAUUCACGACCAGUAUAUUCUGAGGGUCUCUCCGGAUUUGGAAUGGCACGCGGCAUGUUUGAAAUGCGCGGAGUGCAAUCAGUAUUUGGAUGAGAGCUGCACGUGCUUUGUGAGGGACGGGAAAACCUACUGUAAGCGAGAUUACAUCAGACUGUACGGGAUCAAGUGCGCCAAGUGUAGCAUUGGUUUCAGCAAGAACGACUUCGUGAUGCGCGCGCGCUCCAAGGUGUACCACAUCGAGUGCUUCCGCUGCGUGGCCUGCAGCCGCCAGCUCAUCCCCGGGGACGAGUUCGCUCUUCGGGAGGACGGGCUCUUCUGUCGCGCUGACCACGACGUGGUGGAGAGGGCCAGCCUGGGCACGGGGGACCCGCUCAGCCCUUUACAUCCAGCCAGGCCUCUGCAAAUGGCAGCCGAACCCAUCUCCGCGAGGCAGCCUGCCCUGCGGCCCCACGUGCACAAGCAGCCCGAGAAGACCACGCGUGUACGGACUGUGCUCAACGAGAAGCAGCUGCACACCCUGAGGACCUGCUACGCCGCCAACCCCCGACCCGACGCGCUCAUGAAGGAGCAGCUGGUGGAGAUGACGGGCCUGAGCCCGCGCGUGAUCCGGGUCUGGUUUCAGAACAAGCGCUGCAAGGACAAGAAGAGGAGCAUCAUGAUGAAACAGCUCCAGCAACAGCAGCCCAACGACAAAACUAAUAUCCAGGGGAUGACAGGAACUCCGAUGGUGGCUGCCAGUCCAGAGAGGCAUGACGGUGGUUUACAGGCUAACCCAGUGGAAGUGCAAAGUUACCAGCCGCCUUGGAAAGUACUGAGUGACUUCGCCUUGCAGAGUGACAUAGAUCAGCCUGCUUUUCAGCAACUGGUCAAUUUUUCAGAAGGAGGACCGGGCUCAAACUCCACGGGCAGCGAAGUUGCAUCCAUGUCCUCUCAGCUCCCAGACACUCCUAACAGCAUGGUGGCCAGUCCUAUCGAGGCAUGAGGAACAUUCAUUCAGAUGUAUGUUUUUGUUUUUUCCCCUGUUGGAGAAUGCGGGAAAUUAUGUUGAACUCUUGGAAGCAAAAGUAUUUAACGACCCAGUCAAUGGAAACUGUAUCAAGAAAUGAACGAAGUCUGUUUUAAUGACAAGGUGAUAUGGUAGCAACACUGUGAAGACAAUCAUGGAAUUUUACUAGAAUUCAAAACAAACAGACAAACCCAAAACCCCAACAUAUGCUAUUCAACGACCUUAGGAGUACUGAGAAAAAAAAAAAAAAAGACGUUUUUAAAAC
Molecule: messenger RNA, 1508 nt
Organism: Jaculus jaculus (lesser Egyptian jerboa)
Lineage: Eukaryota; Metazoa; Chordata; Mammalia; Rodentia; Dipodidae
Gene: Isl1
Product: ISL LIM homeobox 1
Exons: 6
Coding region: 170-1219 (349 amino acids)
Biological process (GO): positive regulation of transcription by RNA polymerase II; axonogenesis; neuron fate specification
Cellular component (GO): nucleus
Molecular function (GO): cis-regulatory region sequence-specific DNA binding; DNA-binding transcription factor activity, RNA polymerase II-specific
Source: RefSeq, a predicted model, not a curated record